AUGCGCAACGACGCGGAGCGGCAAUUCGUGAGGCUCAUCUUCGAUGCAUCAGGAAAAUACGCCAGCUGGGACCCAGAAGUCCCUAUCGAGGUCGGUGACUAUGGCCGUAUUACAUCGGGCAAUAAAGGCUUUUGGUUUUGGCGUAGGCGUAAGGGGAUUUUUCUGAAGGAGGGAAACAUUUACAAGGACGGAAAGGCGAAGGAUUUCGAGAUUCCGUCACCGAACGAGCAUGGUGUUCAAGCAGAUGGGACAGGCGUGGCAUGGAUCGUCUCGCAGAACGCGGUGAAGAUUGAUUUUGAUGUUAACCUUUCGACAACAAUCCCAGCUUUUGCAGAGUGCGGAGUAAAAGCUGGAUUUCACUUCUUCUCCUCUCCCGGUGCGAUCCUCGCCAUGCAAAACGACACCAUCUCGACCAUUGACCCACCUGGAUCUCUUCGGGAACUGUCUAAACAUCCCACAAUGGCCAACCGUGUAAUCGUGUCGGAAGUUCACCGGUGUUCUUCCUACAUGCGCGCUCUCACCUCAUCCAAAGAUCGGGACAUAUUCUGUGGUCUAUCUGCACAACCUCCUGCCCCAGUUAAUGUAGGCGAGGUCGCCGUUGAGGGAAAAUGGGUGACCAGCUACUCUGCGGGGAACUUUCGGUCGAAAUUGGAUGCGAAUGGAGAGCGGAGCUUUUACCCCCUUUUUCGGUUGGUAUCGUUCAGAGGGACAGAUGUGACGACUGGUUUGAGAGGCGCAGAGGAGGAGGACCUGACACAAUCCCUGCCUGACGCUGUUCCACCAUGGGACAUCGUUGAUAAGCAACGAAUAUCGCGAUCUUCAUUUUGGCGAGGGCCUCGGUCCCGGACCACAACUCCUCGGCCUCCCACUGGACAACAAAGCCUUGAAGAAGAAGAUCCCGAUGAGCGAGAAAUAUGA
Stereum hirsutum FP-91666 SS1 is the source of this 918-nucleotide messenger RNA. RefSeq lists its product as uncharacterized. The coding region runs from base 1 to 918 and encodes 305 amino acids. The transcript is spliced from 4 exons. Lineage: Eukaryota; Fungi; Basidiomycota; Agaricomycetes; Russulales; Stereaceae. The record is from RefSeq and is a predicted model, not a curated record.